AGCUAUGGCAGGACCCAGGCCAGUGGUGCUGAGUGGCCCGUCAGGGGCUGGGAAGAGCACGCUGCUCAAGAACCUGCUCAAGGAGUACGAGGGCAUCUUUGGCUUCAGCGUCUCGCGUAAGUGUGCUCUGCACAAGUCCCCUGUUAACCAUGUAAAAUGUCAGGGAGGUGUCAGUUACAGAAAUAAAAUAUCUAAUUGUGUGCUCUCAUCCCUCAGAUACAACAAGGAGCCCUCGUCCUGGUGAAGAGAAUGGUAAAGGUAGGUAGGGUUUUUAAACUCCAAGAUAGACACUUGUACUCCAAAUCCUCCUGCUACAUCACUUUAGUUAGCUUCAACCAUAUUUGGGGGACCUAUGCUGUCCCCUGUGUCUUAUUCUUUUCAAUAACCAACCUUUUAAAUUGUUGUUUCAGAUUACCAUUAUGUUACAAGGGAGUAUAUGCAGGCCAGCAUCGACAAAGGGGAGUUCAUUGAGAGCGCAGUGUUUUCGGGGAACAUGUACGGGACGAGCAAGGCCUCCGUGCAGGCCGUCAAGGACAAGAACCUGAUCUGCAUCCUGGACAUCGACAUGCAGGGCGUGAGGGCGGUCAAGACGACAGACCUCAACCCCAUCUACGUCUCGAUCCAGCCUCCGUCCAUGAAUAUCCUGGUGAGAGCCAGGAGGCAUUAUAAAAUGGUUUACCAGGGUCAUUCUUGUCUUGUUUAACUUGUAUAUUAUUGGUUAUAUACGUGCAAUAUGGUUAUAAAUGUGUAGUAACUCCUGAUCUAAAGCUACCCACCCCCCCCAUGACUUAGUCUCCCUCUGUCAUUUGGCAUUUUAGGAGAAACGUUUAAGGGACAGAAAGACUGAGUCAGAGGAGAGCCUCCAGAAACGUUUAGAUGCUGCUCAGGUGGACAUGGAGAUAAGUGAGUCUGAUUCUGGAGAGACUUUGGCCGAUAACAGAGUUGGAUGUUUAUAAAUGAAAUGUUGAGAAUUUGUUGAAGGAUGUUGUCUAAAACGUUUCCCCCCCCCAUCUUUCAGGCAAGGAACCUGGCAUAUUUGACGUUGUCAUUGUCAAUGAUAAUCUUGACAAUGCCUAUGGGAAGUUGAAAGACGCCCUUAUUGAGGUGAGUUUGUAUCGACAUAACAUAGCUGGGUAUGAUGGACUGGGCCAUAUGCACCAUUUCACUUGCCAGUAAAUCCUAAAUCAUUAAUAUAUAUUUGUCAGUGUUGAAUUUCACCAUCUCCAAAAUGUCAUCCUCAAACCUAUUUUUUAUUUUUUCAGGAAAUCAAAAAAGUCCAGAAAACCAACUUGUCGUCUUAAGCGAGAAGAAACCUGACAGCCAUCCUGGCCACUCCUUACAAAAUGGCAGCCCCCUAUUCCAAUCCUGAACAUUCCGUCAGAUACUGGUGUGGGAAGGAACUCCAGACAACAUGCCUCACCCUGAACCACAGAUGGUAGCCUUUUGAGUGUGCAGGAAUAUCUAGCCUAUGUUUUUACAUAUUUGGAAGAUAUAGGCAGGUAUUAAGAUGAUAAAAUACUGUAAAUAGAGAUAGUUCACUUCUAUUUUGCUGUUUUUAUUUCUUUGGCUGGUGGUCAGUUUCAAAGUUGUUGUAUUUUGAUCCACAAAGAAAAAUACUCCAUUAAUGGUUAACCUGGGACUGAGAUGGUCCCUAAUAUGUUUUGCUUGUUUUAUUUUACUAUGAAGGAGUACUGCACACAGGAGAUUCUGUCGCCAAUUCAUUCUUCUGUCCAUCUACCAGUAUGAUAGCCCCAAAGCAUUCUAUUUGUAUUCACUCUGACCAUAAUAACAAGACCCAUUCCAUCUACUGGAUAAACAAGUUUGCUCAGCAAGAGUGGACACUUGUAUGGUAUGUUCGCAAAUGUCAUGGCUUGCCGCAAAGACUAGCCCUGUCAGUACUACUUUAGAACAUUUCUGUUCUGUUCCUGUCUAGCAGAACUGACCUAAAAAUGUGGUUGUACGGAAAUGCAUUGGUUGUCAUAUUAGCCACAGCAUGGUUCAACAGAUAUAGCCGGAAAUGUAAAAGAGUAGAAAUAUUUUUUUAUGUUGCCUUUUCAUUCUUUUUGAAAGAGGGAUUUCUGACUCACAAUAGUGCGUCAACAUAGAGCAGCUAACAACCAAUGCCAGGGGCCUGGGCACUAGCUAACUCUGGCUCUUAUGUAGUCAUACAGGGAAGCACCAUCCAUUCAUAUUACAGCCGAUCUCAGGAACUCACUGUAGCCUAGCUGCUGUUUGCUAGGGGUCCUAGUCAACUUGUUGGAAGUUUCCCUGUAGGUUUUACCAUACUAUUGAAAUGAUGAUAGAAUGACUUAAUUCACCAAUAAAAUCAAAGAUUGCCAUUUAGGAUUUACAAUCAUGUUAAUCACUCUAUAACAGCUAUACAGUUUAGCUGAACUUCCUGAAACCACGACUUACCCCUAAUAGAUGUUUUGUUGUUCACUGUUGUUGUACAGGCGUGAAACUUUUACAUUGUAUAUGUUUUGUGUUUUUUAUCAUUAUUGUACUAAUCUUACCUGUAGUAUAAUGAUAUGCAGGGGGCCUUUUUUGGACAGAAAAUGAUUGAAUGAGAAUAAAAGAUCAAUGGAAUAUUAAAUAAAUGGAGCAAAUAGUGUCAGUCCUCAAAGGAAAAUAAAGAAAAGCUUAAAACACGGAGCAUCAGCUUUACUUGAAACUGUCUACAUUGAAUUCCACAAAACCUGUCUUUUGUUCUAAGUCAAGGCAUCCUUUUAAAAAGGCUACAUUGUCCCAGCAGCUUUUGAUGUCUUUUAAGUUUGUAGUUUGACAUGCCUUGUUUUACAAGGCAACUUCCAUUCACAACCCAAAUUCAGUGCAUUGGUAACUAUUAUUUGACAUAGGCUACUGUGGCCCAUGACUAUGCUCCACUGCUUAUUGUCCUUUGUAUUUGAUUUCCCUUUGAACAUGAAUUUCAUUCCUUUGCACAAAUUACUUAUUGAAACAUAUUUUUAUGUAACUUUUUCACAAACCAACUUUUCAAUGAUUUAGGGCUCUAUUCAAUCUGU
Molecule: messenger RNA, 3020 nt
Organism: Coregonus sp. 'balchen'
Lineage: Eukaryota; Metazoa; Chordata; Actinopteri; Salmoniformes; Salmonidae
Source: the annotation of a GenBank genome assembly